ACACUCUGUGCCUCUUACAGUUCGGAAGGAAACCCAUAAAACCCAAGGACUGUAUAGAUAUACCUCCUCGGUAGGAGCAGCCUUAUGCUGGAGCUUUCGCACGGUGAAAUGUUGUAAAGACAUUUCGUGCUCUACCAGGAUUUGGAUCGGGACUUUUAUUUUUUUAUUUUAUUUUUUUCCAGAUCGAGUCUUCAGUGGAGCCUGUUGGAGGUUUCGAUUCCGACAUGAUUCACCUGUUUCUGUUCGUGUGUGGUUGAAGGCAGAGCCGUCGAGUGGAGGAGACUGAACAUUUUUUCAUUAUUGUUAUUUAUUUUUCAACGGUAAGGAAACCCAGCUUGUCUGGGCCAGGUCAUGCUGAUGGACCAGGACACUCAGUGGCUGCACCAGCUGCUGGCCGAAGUCCAGCUGGAGAAGUUCUACGUCCGCGUCCGAGACGGCCUCAACAUUACCCGCGUGGAGCACUUCAACUAUGUCAAGGAGUCCGACCUGGAGCACAUCGGAAUCAGCAAGCCAGCACAACGACGAUUAUGGGAAGCCCUGAAACGCUACAAGACAACUGCGCGCUUACGAAGAAAUAUGCUCAACAAACGAGACGGAGGGGAACAGUCCGGCCCAGCCGGCCCAGUUCAGCCGCAGGAGAGGACCGCGCCUCGUCUGAUCCAGGACAGUGAGCUGAUUCUCGGGGAGAAGUUGGGGUCGGGGUCCUUUGGGGUGGUGAAGAGGGGAGAGUGGCACACACAGACAGGCAGAGUGCUCCCUGUGGCUGUCAAAUCACUGAGGAGCAGCAGGUCCACGCAGGCCGACACACUCGCAGACUUCCUGCAGGAAGUCUCCACCAUGCAGUCCCUGGACCACCCCUACAUCAUCCGACUCUACGGCGUUGUCCUCACACAGCCCCUCAAGAUGGUAACAGAGCUGGCCGUUCUGGGCUCAUUGUACGACACCCUGCGGGCGCGGCAGUUCGAGUACCCGCUGCUGCGCCUCUGGCUCUUUGCCACCCAGAUUGCGGCAGGUAUGGACUACCUGGAGAGCCGGAGAUUCAUCCACAGGGACUUGGCUGCCAGAAAUGUGCUGCUGUCCUCCAAGGAGGUGGUGAAGAUCGGAGACUUCGGUCUGAUGCGGGGCUUGAGUCAGGAGAUGGACCAUUACAUCAUGGGAGCACACAGGAGGAUCCCGUUUGCGUGGUGUGCCCCUGAAAGUCUCCGAAUCGGCUCCUUUUCCCAUGCCUCUGACGUCUGGAUGUUUGGUGUCACCAUGUGGGAAAUGUUCACCUACUGUGAUGAGCCCUGGUUUGGUCUCUCAGGAAGACAGAUACUGUUGCGUGUGGAGCAGGAAGGUGAGCGACUGGAGAAGCCUUCAGAUUGUCCUCAGGAGCUGUACGUCGUCAUGAGGAAGUGUUGGGCCCUCAACCCCGUCGACAGGCCCAACUUUGCCGAUCUCAUUGCAAUGCUCACAGAGGCUAAGCCGGCACAGUUCCAAGCAACAAGAGAAUUUUCAGAGCCUAGAAAACUUCUUCUCGCUCCAAACGACACUGUGACGGUCAUAGACCAUGGGCUGGAAAUGAGCGAAUGGCGUGGCCAGAAUCAGAGGACGCUCUUCAUCGGCAUGUUUCCCGCCAGCCUGACUGUGCCCGCCAUCACUGCGGGGCCCAGUCCACCUUCUGGCGGCUCCAUCAUCUCCAACCCAGUGAAGGGCAGCCUGCAACACCUCGGGCACGGAGACGUCCACCCUGACCGCAGCUGGGGCUCACCUGAGGGGCCGGACGACAAAAGCAGCUGGAGGAUGGGAACCGGCAGGGGGCAGGAGGCAACCAACUUGCAGAAAAUGGCAGGUUUGUCUCAGAGCCUGGAGUCGGUCCUAGGUGGCCGUCGCCCCAGGCCUCAGACCACAGGGCCUUUCAGAGUGGAUCAACAAGGCCGGCUCAUGGCCCCUGCCAUGAUCGCCCAGAGCAUGAUGGUGCAGAGGGAUCCGCGGCGCUUGAGUGAGGCCAACCUUCAUGUCCCUCCCCGGCCACCGCUGCCCGACCUGACACGCCUGAACCUGAGGAACCAGAGGAAGCCCAUUGCUCAGGCAUCGGUGCCCCCAUUCUGGCCUUCACAAAUGGUCCUGUCCCCGCCGCCGCAGCAGACACAACCCCCUGGUCAAUUUCCUCCUCAGCAGGGCAUGCUAAACUCCAACCUGGUUAAAAUGUCCCGGAUGGCGCGUUCAACGCCGCAGCUGGAUGACGACCAAAAGGAGAGACCGAGGGACAGAGAGAAACCACCUUAUCUGCAAAACACAAAGGAGAGUCUUGUUGCACAGGUGAUGGAGGCGGUGCACGGCGUGACCACUGAAGAGGUGCAAAGUGCGCUUCAGAGUAACGACUGGAAUCCAGUCCGGGCUGAGCAACAACUCAAGGUCAAGCAGCUUCACUCGUUCAGCCUCUGCCCCGUAGACAUCUGUGUGAAGAUCCUGGACAAACACCAGUGGAACCUGGAGCACGCCAGCAGAUACCUUCUCCGGAUGAACCGGGAGGACAGGCCCGGCGCCGGAGACAGGGAUCGGCCUCAGAUUAGCGCAGAGAGACGGGUCUGAAGAGAUUUGCAGAUGUCCGGCUGGCUGAAGCCGGACUUUGUCAGCAACUCCUGGCUUCACAGAGACCCGCUGCGGCACCAGGCGCUCCCAGAACCAGCUGCUUUACGAUGGGAGCAGGACUCAGCCUGUCAAAGCAGAAACAUGAAGGUUUACCAGAGACUACUGUUUAUACUGUUUUUACUGUUUCCCCUCUCUCAUUGUGCCAUUAUUUAGCAUGUUUUUUUUUAUGUGGAUGAAUUUAUGUGUAAAUGUAGUCUUAAACAUGCUUUUGUUGAAUAACCAUGUAGAUAAAAAUGAACCAGUCUCUACAAUUUCUAUCUUAAAUAACCUUGUAUUUUUUGAUUAAUCAUAUAAUAAAUGCAUUUUAACAACAAUUGAA
Molecule: messenger RNA, 2953 nt
Organism: Xiphophorus hellerii (green swordtail)
Lineage: Eukaryota; Metazoa; Chordata; Actinopteri; Cyprinodontiformes; Poeciliidae
Gene: tnk1
Product: tyrosine kinase, non-receptor, 1
Exons: 14
Coding region: 352-2574 (740 amino acids)
Biological process (GO): protein phosphorylation
Molecular function (GO): protein tyrosine kinase activity; ATP binding
Source: RefSeq, a predicted model, not a curated record